UCCCACCCUCCUUCCAAGAUAAACCAUAGGAAAAACAGAAAGGGGCAACCCCCUCCGCCACCCACCGCCCAAUUCCUCAUCCACCACCACCGCCACUACCACUAUGCCAAUCUUCAAGACCCCAUUCAACGGCUAUGCCGUAAAAUUCAGUCCAUUCUACGAGCACCGCCUGGCCGUCGCCACUUCCCAAAACUUCGGCAUCCUCGGCAACGGCCGCCUCCACGUGCUCGACCUCUCUCCCGGCGGACCCAUCACCGAAUUCGCAUCCUUCGACACAGCCGACGGCGUCUACGAUAUUUCCUGGUCUGAAACCCACGAUUCCCUCAUCAUCGCCGCCGUCGCCGAUGGCUCCGUCAAGCUCUACGACUUAGCUCUACCUAUCACCUCCAACCCAAUUCGAUCACUCCAGGAACACGCUCGGGAAACCCACUCUGUGGAUUACAAUACUGUGCGUAAAGAUUCGUUUCUUUCGUCUUCUUGGGAUGAUACAAUCAAGCUAUGGACGAUUGACAGGCCCACGAGUGUACGGACGUUCAAGGAGCACACGUAUUGUGUGUACGCCGCCGCAUGGAAUCCUCGUCAUGGUGAUGUUUUUGCUUCUGCUUCCGGUGAUUGUACUGCUCGCAUUUGGGACGUGCGCGAGCCGGGGUCUACCAUGAUUUUACCUGCACACGAAUUUGAGAUACUGUCGUGUGAUUGGAAUAAGUACGAUGAUUGCAUCAUUGCGACUGCAUCCGUUGAUAAGUCUAUAAAAGUUUGGGAUGUGAGGAAUUAUAGGAUGCCCAUUGCAGUGCUCAAUGGGCAUGGCUAUGCGGUGAGGAAGGUGAAGUUUUCGCCACACAGAGGGAGUGUGAUUGCUUCAUGUUCCUAUGACAUGACAGUGUGUUUGUGGGAUUAUAUGGUGGAGGAUGCACUUAUUGGGAGGUAUGACCACCAUACGGAAUUCGCAGUUGGGGUGGACAUGAGUGUGCUUGUUGAGGGGCUUUUGGCAAGUACCGGUUGGGAUGAACUUGUUUAUGUUUGGCAACACGGGACAGACCCGAGAGCACCUUAAAUUGCAGUUUUUUUUUUCUUACUUUUUACUUUUGAUUUUAAAUAGAACUUGCAUUAUUUAGGGGACGGGGGAGAAAAAUAUGUUUGUAUACCUGUUUUUGGGUGUUCUGUGGUGAUGGUUUUGAAUAAUUGUACUAUUUUGUUUCUCUAUUUAGUUAGGGUUUUGGUGAAAAACUCGAUCAAUAACACCAUGACCCUGUUUUCGUCAUUGUCCCUACAGAACAGUGGUGUUUCAUACUCAAAUCAAUUGAGCUACAUCCGAAAAGUGUUUUAGAAGUGUUGUGCUUUUUAAAUUGUUAUGAGCCUCUCUUAAAUGAGUAUGACUUGCCAGAAAUGUUCAGUCUUGUAGGAUUCAUUUGACAUGUUGGAAGUGG
Ilex paraguariensis (yerba mate) is the source of this 1427-nucleotide messenger RNA. The record is from the annotation of a GenBank genome assembly. Lineage: Eukaryota; Viridiplantae; Streptophyta; Magnoliopsida; Aquifoliales; Aquifoliaceae.